CUGAGGAUAGGCGAUAAAGUGACCGCACCGGAUAAAGCGUCCGCGGCCAAGGAGACGGAAGCCGGGGCGGAAAUUUCGGCUUUGGUUAAUUAUGUGCAGCCCGUGCACUUCAACAGUUUCGAAUCGGCUGAAAAAAAGAAUCGCACGUAUGAGAUGUCGUCGUUCGACGAGAAACAAGCCACGACUCUCCUGAAGGAGAGGCCGCUGGAAUUUGUAAAUUACAAUAAGCAUCAACUGUCUAGGGUCUACCCGGCGGGGACGCGAUUCGAUUCCAGCAAUUUCAUGCCCCAAGUAUUUUGGAACGCAGGGUGCCAGCUGGUCGCGUUGAAUUACCAAACGCUCGAUCUGGCGAUGCAACUGAAUUUGGGAAUAUUCGAAUACAAUCAACGUUGUGGUUACCUGUUGAAACCGGAAUUCAUGAGAAGGAAGGACCGACGGUUAGAUCCCUUCGCCGAAUCCACCGUGGACGGCAUUAUAGCGGGCACGGUUCACAUUCACGUGAUAUCCGCGCAAUUUCUGACCGACAAGAGGGUAGGCACGUACGUGGAAGUGGACAUGUACGGUUUACCGGCGGAUACAGUGCGAAAGAAAUUCCGCACAAAAAUCGUCCCGAACAACGGCAUCAAUCCCAUCUACGACGAGGAACCGUUUGUAUUCAAAAAAGUAGUUUUGCCUGAGUUUGCCUCGAUAAGAAUAGCCGCGUACGAGGACUCCGGGCGCCUAAUCGGUCACAGGGCUACUACCUGUAGUCGGACUAUGCCCAGGAUACCGACACAUCGCGUUAAGAACGGAAUGUGGACAACCGCUACCAUUGGCGAGUCUGUUUUUACACGUUAUCGUGAAGGACUACGUUCCCGACGGGCUCAGCGAGCUUGCGGAGGCUCUGGCGAACCCUAUCAAAUAUCAGAGCGAAGUAGAAAAGAGAGCGGAGCAGUUGUCGGUUCUCACAGACUGUCUGGAAACACCAUCAGAGGAAACGAGCGAAGUACGAUCUUGAAACAUCACCGGGGGCGUGUUUUUUCCCACUUAUCCUCGCACUUACUAACAGUUUAAUUGUC
This is a messenger RNA of Dinoponera quadriceps, 1058 nucleotides long. Its product is annotated as 1-phosphatidylinositol 4,5-bisphosphate phosphodiesterase classes I and II-like. The transcript has 4 exons. The annotation marks the transcript as partial. The record is from RefSeq and is a predicted model, not a curated record. NCBI's taxonomy places the organism in Eukaryota, Metazoa, Arthropoda, Insecta, Hymenoptera, Formicidae. Gene Ontology annotation, biological process: phosphatidylinositol-mediated signaling; lipid metabolic process. Gene Ontology annotation, molecular function: phosphatidylinositol-4,5-bisphosphate phospholipase C activity.